AUGGACUUUUAUCAUCAUGAAAAUGACGAUGAUGAUGAUGAUGAUGAUGAUGAUGAUGAUGAUGAUGAUGAUGAUGAUGAUGAUGAUGAUGAUGAUGAUGAUGAUGAUGAUGAUGAUGAUGAUGAUGAUGAUGAUGAUGAUGAUGAUGAUGAUGAUGAUGAUGAUGAUGAUGAUGAUGAUGAUGAUGAUGAUGAUGAUGAUGAUGAUGAUGAUGAUGAUGAUGAUGAUGAUGAUGAUGAUGAUGAUGAUGAUGAUGAUGAUGAUGAUGAUGAUGAUGAUGAUGAUGAUGAUGAUGAUGAUGAUGAUGAUGAUGAUGAUGAUGAUGAUGAUGAUGAUGAUGAUGAUGAUGAUGAUGAUGAAAAUUUUCUGUUUUAUUUUUUCUUUACCGUAUUUUUUCUCCCUAAUCAUCUACUUUACUCAUUUUUUUGGAAGGUAGGGAAAAAAGAUUUAUUUCUUUUUAGUGGAUCAACUAAAUUAGGUUAA
Messenger RNA from Schistosoma bovis, 483 nucleotides. The record is from the annotation of a GenBank genome assembly. NCBI's taxonomy places the organism in Eukaryota, Metazoa, Platyhelminthes, Trematoda, Strigeidida, Schistosomatidae.